AUGGCUCGUGCGUACUGGUUUUCUCCCAUCUCGCUCUCCAUUCUUUCAUCUACGUCAGUGUUGGCCGUCACACCGACACCAGCCCAUCCAGGUGAUCCAACGUCGCCAUCGCCAUCGCCGUUGUCGCUUGCCCCCAAUCGGGAUCCAGCAGGAAGUGCGGCCACUACAGAAGGUUUGUUUACCUUUUUGCCGCUUCGGGUAACGCUCGUUACUCCCUCUUCCUUCCAACACCUCGAUCUCAACCUCAACCUCCUCAACCUCUUCAACCUCUUCAACCUCUUCAACCUCUUCAACCUCUCCUCUACCACAACACACAACACAACACACAACACCCUUUCUACCUCCUUCAGAAUAGUCGCACGUCAAGUUUCAAUUCCCCAUCACAAAUACCGAAUGCUGACCUUCAAAGUCCCUGCAAUUAGCCAGGUUAUCACCUUCGGUCCACACCUCUCCGUCAUGGCAGGCAAGAAUCCGUUCGGCCCCGGUCUUGGAUAUGAUCCUGCUAGGAUGACCCAGAGCGAGAAGCCCCGCGUCAUUACCAACUCCCGAAUUGAGUUGCCGCCAGACGCAUAUCGCCUCGAGGGUCAGACUUUUUGA
Venustampulla echinocandica is the source of this 597-nucleotide messenger RNA. RefSeq lists its product as uncharacterized. The coding region runs from base 1 to 597 and encodes 198 amino acids. The transcript has 4 exons. The record is from RefSeq and is a predicted model, not a curated record. Lineage: Eukaryota; Fungi; Ascomycota; Leotiomycetes; Helotiales; Pleuroascaceae.